Molecule: messenger RNA, 2595 nt
Organism: Gryllus bimaculatus (two-spotted cricket)
Lineage: Eukaryota; Metazoa; Arthropoda; Insecta; Orthoptera; Gryllidae
Source: the annotation of a GenBank genome assembly
AUGGAGUCUGACAAUUCAGUUGAUGGUGACUUUGAAACAGAUUAUGAAAAUAGUGAAAAAUUACCAGAAAAUUCUACAAAUAGGAAAUGUGAACUGAAAGAAGGAUGUGAAUUUCAGAGUGAUGAAGAAACUGAUCAUUCAUCGGAUGAGUCUGAUUCAAUUGAAUUAGAUGCACCAAAAAAUGAUCAUAAUUUAACAUUACAAACAAAUGAUGGAUAUAUUUCUGGCAGUAUUUGUAAAAAUGAAUUGCAUGAAUUACCUUCUGAACAUCCAAAACACCCUCUUAAAUGUAGAAAGACAAUAGACACAGAGAGUAGAAACAAUGAAAGCUACAAUGACAAAUCUAAUCAUAGUGUGACAAGUGUUUUGGAAGAAGAAUUGGAAGUUCAAAUACAGAAAAAGGAUGAUACUCUUGAUAUUCCUGGCCAUAGUGAUGAUUUAUCUUGUGUGUCUGAUGUAGAAAGUAACGAUGGUCAGAGUAGCAUAGAUAUGUUGCAUAAUGACAGAAACAAAGACAGUGGCAAUAGUGAAAACAUUGUUAGUAUUGGUAUUAGAAAAGUGAGUGAACCUGUUGAAGAAAUGGAACAGUUAGAUUUUGAAGCAGAAGAAGUACAAGAUAAAGAGGAAAAAGAAGAAGGUGAAUGUGAAAUUAGGGAUGAAAAAAGUGAUGAAGGUGAGCUUGAAGGUGAUGGUUUAGAAGAAGGUGAACUCACAGAUGAAGAAGAAAAUAGGCCUGAAGAAACUGAACCUAGACCUAUAUGUCGUUUUUACAGUAGAGGCCAGUGUACAUGGGGGUCAAGCUGUAGAUUUGUGCAUCCAGGAGUGACUGAUAAGGGCAAUUACACUAUGUUUGAUGUAGUGAGACCUCUUUUGCCGGUUAAUGGACAUCCUGUUUAUCAACCAGCAGAUUACCGGGUACCAUAUGAAAAACUUCCUAGCAUGGCCAUGCAGUAUCACUCACCUGUGAAAGAAGAACCAUUAAUUUUUGAAUCAGCUUGGGAAAGAGGACUUCGACAAGCAAAAGAAAUGAUGAGAAAAUCAAAUCAGAGGAAAGAAACCGAUAUGGAUUUUGAAGAGAAGAAAAUGAACUUGAGUCUUGGUCAAGAAGAACUUGACAAAGAAAAUGAUUAUUAUAUUAGGUCUGCUAGCCCUGUGUAUAAAGAGGAUGAACGAUGGAAUGUUGAUAUUGAUCCAUAUAGUUACAGGGAUGAAAUGCUCACAAUGGAACAUUAUGAUGAUAUUUCUGAUUUGUAUUACCAUCGAUCUAGAGGGUCAGGGCGUGACUACUGGAGACGUGUUCAUUAUGAAACUGAACCCACUCGCACAAUUCGGUUAGAAUCAGAAUAUGUUAGCUUCAGACGGGAAAGAACAAGUAGUAAAUAUCAUGGUCAUCAUCAGCAUAGACAGGCUUCUCAAGAAUUCUAUGAAAAGUAUGAGAAAAAGUCAACUCGUCAAAAAUCACACUCGACCAGAAUUGUUACAAUGGAACAAAGUGAUAAACAUCGUAAAGAGGAAAGAUAUGGAGAAUCUUCACUUCAAAGUCGUCGGGGUGAUGAAUGGGCUGAUCCAUGGAUGCGUUCAAAAUCUCCUGUAACCAGGAAAAGCGGAGGUCAUGUGUCCCGUCGUCGAUCACAUUCAUCUGGUUCUCCACAUUCAUCAACUGGCAAUAGUAGAAGUUCAAGUCAGUCAAGUCACCAUUCUGUCAGUCAUAGUCGCUCUAGAAUGCAGUCCAAAAAGAGUUCGGUUUCAUUGUCAGCUUCUCAUAAUGUUUCCUCUCAUACACAUAGAAAUCCUAGGAAAGUCCUUCUUCCCACACCAAGGUCCACUGAAAUAAACUCACCUUUAAAUGUAUCCUCCCAGAAAUCAUCAAAGCAUGUUGGAGAACUGAGAGAUUUUGGAAGGAAUAAAUCUGUCUCCUCGAGUUUCAUUCAGUUAGAGAAGAAGGCAGCAAAUGAAAGAGCCUUAUUGAUGAAUCCUCCAGCACCAUCACCACAAAGACAAAAGGAAGUUCAACCACAUUCUCCUGCAAUGAUGAGAAGAUCUGCACAAAAUCCUCCUCCUCCAGUGUCUCCUGCAAGAUCUAAUUCAUCUGUGUCGUCUUCAGGAUCAGAUUCUAGUGGAUCCAGUAGUGAUUCAUCAGAAUCCAGUUGUUCAUCAUCAUCAAGCAGUCGAGAACCUUCCCCAAAAGUUGUUUACCCUCCAAAGAGGUUAAUCAUGGAAGAAAGGGGCAGAUUAGCAUUGGCAGCAGAAACUUUAAAAGUCAAAGCCAUGGAUGCUUUGAAACUUUCGGGGCAGAAACAGCAAAUCAAAUUAACUCUAAAAACUAGUUCAAGUGUUCAAAAUAAAACUAGAAUAGAGUCUGGGUUGCCUGAUUUACCUCAGUUAAAUCUAGUUAGAAAAGACAGAGUUUUGCCUGUACUUGUUGGGAGAAAAAGACCUGCUGAAAAUCCUGUAUGUAUUGAAGCAGGUAUACCAUCCAAAAUGGCAUCUCUCCCUAAACCUGCCCAGAAAACAGUCACGUCAAGAAGAGAGGAAUUACUUAAACAAUUAAAGGCUGUUGAAGAUGCUAUAGCUAGGAAAAGAUCCAAAAUAUGA